Molecule: messenger RNA, 1251 nt
Organism: Candidozyma haemuli
Lineage: Eukaryota; Fungi; Ascomycota; Pichiomycetes; Serinales; Metschnikowiaceae
Product: transcription factor TFIIIC subunit
Exons: 3
Coding region: 1-1251 (416 amino acids)
Source: RefSeq, a predicted model, not a curated record
AUGGCUUCCGGAAUUGACCUGGAUCCUGCCUUGGCUCCUCAUGGUGUGGAUCAAGCGGUUGAAUUGGGCGAGUACUUGGCCACACUUCCAAAAGAUGAACAACCUGAGUUUAUUCUUUCUUCUCCAUUUUACCGCUGUGUGGAAUCAGCUAGGCCUUUUGCUGAAAAACUGGGCCUUAAAGUCCAUCUAGAUAGGGGAAUUGGUGAAUGGUUCAAGAAAGAUAGAGGUGUGGUUCCUGUUCCUGGUGACUACAAGAAAUUGGGCGAGUUCUUUGCUGAAGUUUUGGGCGAGCCAAGCACCUGGGACUCUGACAGUGGCGUUAUUCCUCAUAACCAGGGCGAAAGCGAAGAGGACGUGCUUGAGAGAUCCCACAAGUUUUGGAGCUCCUUCAUCCCAGCUUUCGAGAAGAAACACCCAGAUGUCACUAGAGUUCUUCUUGUGAACCACGCUGCCACAAAGAUUGCUUUGGGUAUGGCUCUUUUGGGCCACAAGUCCCUUUACGACGAGAUAGACUUCAAAGGAAUAAAGACUAGAUUGAGAGCAGGCGCAUGCUCGUUAGAUAAGUUCGAGAGAGACAAUGACCACUGGAUAAUGUUGGAGAAUGGUAAAACUGACUUCUUGAAGGAUGGUGAAGAAAUGAAUUGGAACUUUGACGUGAAAGUGGAGGCAGGUUCCGACGAGGAUAUGAAGAGGAGAGCCGAGGAAGCGAAGCAAAAGCAAGGCACCGAGAAUCCUUCAAAACCUGAGAAAGAGCCAUUGGAGUACGAGGAUGUGUAUGUUGCAGUUGAUGUUCCAAUUGUGGCUCCGUCAUACUAUGACGACAGCGGCGACAGCCGGGAGCUUAGUGAACAGCUUUUUAUCAACCCCAAUGCCAAGUUCCAGCUAACUGGGAUUGAAGAAGAUCGACCCUUGUUUAAGAUAAGUGACAAUCUGGUCGCAGGGGCAGAUGCCGAGUCAGCUUCCUUCAGUAACCUGAAUGCAAUCGAUGGACAAAUAUAUCAAGCACAUUGGAAGAAACUACUAGGGACAGAACUUAUCUUCGAUGAUGAAGGAGCGGUGAUUGGUACCGUUAGAGAGCAUUUGGUGGCAGAGCCUUCGAACAAGGCUCGGAAAAAGCCUAGCAACUCUGGUGGUGAUAAAGGUGAUGCUAUGGAUGUCGAUUCUGAUAGCGAAAGAGAAAAGGUUGACACGAGGACAGCUUUCUUGAAGAGUGCCAUUGCUACCGCCAGGUCCAAGGCGAUGUCUGGAUAG